AUGCCGAAUUUGGCACCGUCUCUGGCUCUGGGCCUAACGGCCUUACCUAGUUCUUUCACCUCGUCGCCCACAAGCGCUGCUACCGCAGUCCUCUCCCCCUCUCCCCCGCCUCUCCUUCCGCCGACUCCUGCAACCAUGGCGGGGUGGUUCGGCUGGGUGUUGACCUUCGUCUUCCAGGUCAUCCCGCGUUGUCUAUACUGGCUCAUCGCGUUCACGACCAUUACCUUGCCCACAUGGCUGUUCACGCUCUUCUCUAUGAGCCUGACAUUCACCAUGAACUUCACCACACUGUACGCUUCCGCGGCUUCUGGUCCAAUGACGUAG
Messenger RNA from Penicillium chermesinum, 324 nucleotides. RefSeq names its product lysophospholipase NTE1. The transcript has a single exon. NCBI's taxonomy places the organism in Eukaryota, Fungi, Ascomycota, Eurotiomycetes, Eurotiales, Aspergillaceae. Bases 1 to 324 code for a protein of 107 amino acids. The record is from RefSeq and is a predicted model, not a curated record.